AUAUGCUAUAUUUCAAAAAGUAUUGGGAUACCCCUCCAAAUCAUUGGAUUCAGGUGUUCCAAUCACCUCCAUGGCUGCAGGUGUAUAAAAUCAAGCACUGCUUCUACAAACAUUUGUGAAAGAAUAGUUCACUUUCAGGAGCUCAGUGAAUUCAAGUUUGGCACCGUGAUAGGUUGCCACCUGAGCAAUAAGUCCACCUGUGAAAUUUCUUUGCUACUAAAUAUGCCACAGCCAACUGUUAGUGGUAUUAUAACAAAGUGGAAGCAACUGGGAACAACAGAAACUCAUCCACAAAGUGGUAGGUCACAUAAAAUGACAGGGCAGGGUCAGUGCAUGCUGAAGCGCACAGUGCGCAGAAGUUGACAACUGUCUGCAGAGUCAAUAGCUAAAGACCUCCAAACUUCAUGUGGCCUUCAGAUUAGCACAACAGUGCAUAGAGAGCUUCAAAAAAUGGGUUUCCAUGGCCAACCAGCUACAUCCAAGCCUUACAUCACCAAGUGUAAUGCAAAGCGUUGGAUGCAGUUGUGUAAAGUACACCUCCACUGGACUCUAG
Messenger RNA from Staurois parvus, 553 nucleotides. The record is from the annotation of a GenBank genome assembly. NCBI's taxonomy places the organism in Eukaryota, Metazoa, Chordata, Amphibia, Anura, Ranidae.